GUCAGCCAAGUGUUAUAUGGAAGAUAAUUGAAUAUACUAUAGGCGAGUUGGAUUAUUUAGAUAAAAAUUUGGACAAAAACAAAGAUACAAAAGUAUUGUCUUCAACUUCCUCCAGACUAGAAGAAAUAUCAAAUUUAUUUAAUUAUUUACAAUCAUUACCAAAAAUGAAUACAACUGAAUAUUCUGAAUGUUUAUUAGGUAUAAAUGGUCAAAUGAAAAAAGUAUCAUUAAAAUUAAAGAGUUGUGUGGAUGAUAAACAAUAUUCAAAUGCAAAGAAAUAUGGUUGGAUAGAAAAAAGGUGUGGUAAAAAUUUAGGUUCCUGGAAAAGAAUGUGGUUUAUAUUAAAAGAAAACGAAUUACAAUAUUAUAUAAAAGAAAAGAAUUUAAAGAAAAGAACACCAACUAUUAGUGGUAAUAGUGCUGUAAAUAAUAAUGAAAAUAAUAGUAUAAAUAGUGUAAAUAGUAAUAAUAAUAAUAGUAAUGAAAAUAGUAAUAAUAGUUUACAAGAUUCAAUUUCACAUGUCAAUUUAGAAGGAGAAUUAGGUAAAAAAAAAGAAGGAAAAGGAUGGAAAGUUAGAUGGAUGAAACUUUUAGACCACAGUUUACUUUAUUACAAGUCGAGCAAAGACCGUGAACCAUUAGGUAUAAUCAAUUUGAAUGAAUGCCAAGAUUGUGAAAUUAAUAAAGAUGUAUCAAAUAAAUUUGUAGUUGUACAUUGUAAUAAUAGAUAUUAUUUUAAGACUAAUACAAAGGACGAAUUAAAUCUUUGGGUUAAAGCCAUCAAAAAAAGAAUACCCGCCAUUAAUCAAACGACAGAAUUUAACAAAAUGGAUUUAGAUCAAUUCCAAUUGAAGGGUGUUAUCGAAUUCUCUAAUGUUUUGGGUGUUCAAGAGACAUAUAAAUUUAGUAGCCAACCAAACUGUAUACUUAUUUCAACUGAUCAAAAGACCUAUUAUCUUUCAUUUGAUUCAAACAAAGAGAAAUCUGAUUGGGUUUCUUCAAUAAAUCAAACCGUAGCAAAGUUUACCCAAUCAUUAAGUGUCAGAAGUACCUCAAUUAGUAACGGUUCAGUUUCUCCACCAUCUCAGUCCAAUGGUCCAUCCUCCCCACCACCAAAUAAAGAUACUGGCUUCACUUUUUCAUUUAAAAAUGCCAAACCUUGGAGAUUCUCAACAGUUCCAUCGUCAUCUUCCUCGCAAGUUCAUAGUCGUUCUCAUAGUGAAACUUUUAGUGCUGGUACAAAACCAUCUGUAAGAUUUAGUGAUUCACCACCAAUAAAAUCAAGUGCAGCAAAGUCACCAUUAUCAGAUUCAAAUAAAAAGGAAGAUUUUGAGUAUGGUUCUCAAAUUUUACCAAGAAAAUUAACAAUGUUGGGUCCAAAUGGUGGUGUUCAAGUAAGCACAUCUACCGGAGCAGUUGAGUUAUCACCAGUUUUAACAUCAUCCACAAAUAAUGGUUUAAUAAACGAGUCUAUGGACUCUAGCGAUGAGGGUGAUGACGAUUGUAAAAUGAUGAUGCCAGAGUCACUCAAGAAUGAAAUGAUGAGAAGAAGCGUAGUUUCCUUAUUAAAGACUUUUAAAUUGGAAAUUUUUAUAGUGUCUGAUCAAAAAGACCAAGAGGUAUUUACUUUUGUUUUUAAUGACUCUGUUUUGGUAGAUCAAGUAAAGGCAUUUGCAUUCAAGAGUAUUCCCGCUUUACAAAACUUAAAUGCUUCAGAGUAUCGUUUAGGUAUAGAUGAAGAUAACUUAUUAGAAGUCGAGUUUCUCAAAUUUGUGUUCAGUAACACCAUUGUAGAAUUGGAAUUAAAAAUAUGUGGCAUUGUUAAACUUGGUAUUUUCCAUCAUCGUAAAGAUAGAAGAGUUAAGGAAAAACUUUAUCCUGAUAAAUACCAAGGUUUACAUUCAUCAUCGAUGAAUAAUAAACUUUAUUCAAGUAGUCAAUACAUGCCAACUAUAGAACUUUCAAAGAGUGAAUCAUCAUUAUGCACCUCACCAAAUGGCAAUGGUAUUGCUAGCUCUCCAUCAAUCAAAUCACCAUUAAGUGUUUCAGCUUCAACAACUCCAAUUUUAAACGGAAGUGGGGAUUUACCAAACCAAGCCAAUAAUCAUAUUAAUGGUCAUUACAGCCAUCCAUUGGCAUCAUCAUCACCAAACCUAUCAUCAUCUGCAUCAUCAGUUAAUUCAUCGCCAAUCAGUGAAAAGAAAGCAAAUAGUACAUGGCAAUCAGUUAAUCCAUCUUUAAAUCGUCGUCAAUUGAUUAGCAGUUGCAUUGGAUGGAAUAUUGAAUCACCAACAACAAACUCAUUCUCAUCAGUAAAUUGGAAACCUAAAUUUGAUAAACAAGAGCAUGGCUUCUACAGAAAGUAUAAUUUCGAUGGCUCAUCAAUUGUUCAAAGUUUUUUAGGUGUUGACAAUAAGAUCGGCCCAAUUGCAUUCAGUUUAGCCAAAGACUCUAAUGAUAAUUAUCGUGGUGUUCUCCAUACUAAAUUUGGUGCCAAAGCUAUUAGUGAAGAGUCUAAAAACAUUAUAUUUACCCUUUUACCAAUGUCAAAGAAAAUCAAAACCAAAAAGGUUGUAUCACAUCUCAUCAAUAUUAUCGAUCCAACUAUUGAUCCAAAACUUUUAAAUUUAGCAUCAAAUCAAAAUGAUUUACAAAAAGAAUUGCUCUCAUUUGAAGAGCGUCAAACUACUAGCGGUUUCAAAUUUGGUUUGGUAUAUUGUCGUCACGGUCAAGUCACAGACGAUGAAAUUUUCUCAAAUAAGGCUGGUUCACCAGAUUGGGAUGAAUUCCUUGGUUUAAUAGGUGAUAAAAUUGAAUUAAUUGGUUGGCCACACUAUUCUGCAGGUUUAGAUGUCAAAUUUAAUUCAACAGGUACCCACUCACUCUAUACAGAUUAUCACGGUAAUGAAGUAAUGUUCCAUGUAUCAACUAUGCUUCCAUUCUCACCAAAUGAUCCACAACAAAUCGAAAGAAAGAGACAAGUUGGUAAUGAUAUUUGUGUGGUCAUUUUCAAUGAUGGUAGUCUAUCAUAUGCUCCAAACACAAUUACAUCUCAAUUUAACCAUGUAGUUAUUUUGGUUCAAUAUGAUAAACAAAAUAAUGGUUAUAAAGUAUCAAUGUCCUGUAAAGAUGGUGUUAAAACUCCAUUCGAACCAGUCACUCCAAGUGGAAUCAUUAAAAAAUCAGAUAUUAAAGAUUUCUUAUUAACAAAAUUAAUUAAUGGCGAAUUAGCAAGUUUACAAGCUCCAGUUUUUGCUUCAAAAAUUACAAGAACAAGAGAAUCAUUAUUAAAUUACUAUAUUUCCCAAUUUUUAUAAAAAAAAACAUC
Messenger RNA from Dictyostelium purpureum, 3328 nucleotides. RefSeq lists its product as uncharacterized. Gene Ontology annotation, molecular function: GTPase activator activity. The transcript has 2 exons. Gene Ontology annotation, biological process: regulation of small GTPase mediated signal transduction; activation of GTPase activity. Gene Ontology annotation, cellular component: cytoplasm. NCBI's taxonomy places the organism in Eukaryota, Evosea, Eumycetozoa, Dictyosteliales, Dictyosteliaceae. The record is from RefSeq and is a predicted model, not a curated record. The coding region runs from base 165 to 3317 and encodes 1050 amino acids.